AGUUUUUUCUUCUUUCUAUUAUUGUUAGUAAUAGCACUCGUCUCUAACAGCUACACCCCACUUCUUAUACUCUUUUUUGUUUUCUGACAGAAUGGAUCGCACAGCCACAGCCGACGCGCGUGCGCGCAGCAGCCUGUCGAAGGCGCAGGAGCACCUGAAGAACAACGACGUGAAGGAUGCCAUCGAGGCCCUCGCCGCCCAUCUUCAGAACAACCAACUCACCGUCGUCGGCUUCCAGUGCCUCGAGCUGCUCGCCGACCUCGCGCUGACACGUGAGAAGCCGGAGGUGCAGAAGUUGAUUGAGGUGCUGCGCCGUUGUCGCACCGGCCUGCGCAGCUCGCAGCACCUGGAAGACAGCGUGCAGCGCAUUGUUGACCUCGUCAUGUCCCGCAUCCGCCAAAUGUGCGUCAACGCGAAGGAGCGCGCCGAGGCGCUGCAGAGCCACCCCUCUGACGGUGACAAGCUGCUGGUGGCGAUGAACGGCAUCUCGCUGGCCGCCCUCGCCGAGGAGCGUCACGUCCGCCCCUGCAACCACGCGCUGGGACGCCUGAUUCGCCACUUCUGCGGCAACAACACCAUUGGCUUUGCCAAGAAGCUGACAUUCAUCUACAACAAGACGGUCCGCCAGUUCCUGUCCAUGUGCAAGGAGUUCAACGCACCGGGCUGCCUGCUGGACGUGUCGACGGCUGUGUCGCGCACGAUUUCUCGCAUGGCGCUCGACCGCCUGACGGAGCGCGACGACGCACGGUCGCGGGCGGCGGUGCAAGAGAUGCGGAAGGAGCGCGCUGACUUCCUCGCCUCCACGGCGGCUGUGACGGAGGUGGUGGAGACGCUGUGCUGCCUGCUGAACGACAUCUGCAGCCUCCGCCAGUACGGCGGCGCCUUCGACGUGCUGUCGUGCCUGAAGCGGUUGUGCGACAACGUGCAGCGCAAGGAGGACCUCACCGACGUCGUCUCCGGCGCCUACGAGACGAUGAGCGACAUCUUCUGGACGUGCUCCCUCUACAACUACCACGCCUACUGCCUUUCCACGGCGGCCUCCAUGAAGCGGCACGAGAAGCGUAGCCCUCUCGCCGCUCGUGCGGUCGUCGCCUCCCUCUGCGUGACGGAGACCGACCUCGAGCUGGACCCCUUCGGCCGCCAUCACGAGAAGAGUCCCCGCAUCGACGAACUCUUUGACUUCCCCGUCACGACGAAGGCCAGCCUGCUGGAGCAGCUCAAGGUGAAGAACGUCUACAGCCUUGCCUCACCGGAGAUUGUGAAGCUGGCAGCCAACCUCGAGGACGCGAACUUCAUGGACUUCACCGGGCUGCACAAGAGCGUGACCGCGCUGACGACCGCCAACGGGGACCUCGCCCGCUACGGCGACGAGCUGCACAAGGUGAUUCUGCGCCACCAACUGGAGUGCCUCGCCGUCAGCUGCAACCACAUCGACGUGCUGACGCUGGCAGCCUACAGCGGUAACCUGACGGCUGCCGAGUACGUGAACAGCAUCGAGCCUCUCAUCCUGGACGACGACACCGUGUCGGUGGGGAUCGACAGCCGCACCAACACCCUCUCCUUCAGUGACUCCUCCAAGGCGAAGAUGCUGAGCUUCUACAACAAAAUUGUGGCCACCGUCGACACCGUCCCCGCCAGCUCGAUGUGCGCCUCGACGGGCCGCUACUCCGACUUCGCGCAGGCCGGCGCGUCGGCGCCGAAGAAGCCGGCUCCCAUCGCCGCUGCCGACCUCGCGGCGGCACGCAAUCGCAGCACAGCCAUCUUCAAGCUUCAGCAGGCCUGCAUCACGAACAAGUCCGAGCGCGCCAAGAAGAAGGUCCAGGACGACUUGAAGAAGAAGGAGAAGAUGGUGAAGGAGCGACGCGAGCAGGAGGUGCAGAAGAAGGACGACACGCAGAAGGCUUACAUCGCAGCGCUCUACCCCGAGUACCGCGAGCGCCAGCGGCAGGAGCGCGGCAAGGAGGUACUGCGCAAGCUCCGCCUCAAGUACCCCGGCUUUAAGGUGGAUGACUCCAUCGUUUACCGCAGCACCGCCGCCUUCGAGGACGAGCUCACACGCCUGCUGGCCGCCUUCAAGCGCCGCGGCGUCGACAACGACCGCAAGGACAUUCUGCAGGCAAACCUAUACGAACGGGCGCUGCGGGCGCUGGAGAUCCCGGCGCGCAAGGCCGUCGACGCCGAAAACGCUGAGCGCAACCGGGCCGAGCGCGCCGCCGUCCGAGAGAACUACCUGGCCGAGCACCGCCGUGAGUACGAUCGCCGCAACAACGAGCGCAUCAUCCUCUCGAAGUUUCUCGAUGACGCCGAACAGUUCGAGGAGACGUGGCGGGAGCGCGCCAACGUCGGCAAGCCGUCGAAGCGCGACGAGCAGCAGCGUCUCCUCGAGGAGGAAAUGCGCCGUCUUGCGGGCGAGUAG
Messenger RNA from Leptomonas pyrrhocoris, 2416 nucleotides. RefSeq lists its product as hypothetical. Gene Ontology annotation, biological process: formation of cytoplasmic translation initiation complex; translation reinitiation. The transcript has a single exon. The coding region runs from base 92 to 2416 and encodes 774 amino acids. Gene Ontology annotation, molecular function: mRNA binding; translation initiation factor activity. NCBI's taxonomy places the organism in Eukaryota, Euglenozoa, Kinetoplastea, Trypanosomatida, Trypanosomatidae. The record is from RefSeq and is a predicted model, not a curated record. Gene Ontology annotation, cellular component: multi-eIF complex; eukaryotic translation initiation factor 3 complex, eIF3e; eukaryotic translation initiation factor 3 complex, eIF3m.